AUGGUGGGGCCAGGGCGGGGCGGGGGUGCGCGGGGCGGAAAGGGGGCGGCGGCGGCGGGAGGCGUGUGCGCGCGCGGGCGCCGCGCGGGGAUCAGCGCCCCGCCGGGACGGCCUUCUCCAUUGCUUCUGGCUGCCGCAGGACGCGCGAACCGGGAGCGGCGGCUGGAGCUCCGCUUACGGGCCGAGCCUGAAAUCAGUGGAGACACAGCACACACCACGGGCUAUUCCCCCAGAAGAAAGAGGCCUUCACUUGAAGCCGGGGAGUUCUCCCUGUUGGAAGCGGUGGGUUUCCUGGUUUCCUGCCCAGUUUCUGGGCUCUCCUUCGCUGCCUUUUCUCCAAACCAGAUGCCUGAUGGCUGUGGUCCCCGCAGGCUGGAGAUGGGCCAGCCGAGCCACCUGCGUUCCUUCUCCACCGACAUCACAGAUGCACCUGCUGGGCUCGGAACUGUCCAAGGGUCUGUGAAACCAGAUCCCUACCUUGUUCCUCUUCACUGGGGCCACACAAAAGCCUCCCAUCCGGACAGUGACAACAAGAGCCAGCUCAUGUUUCCAGUCGGGCCAGAGGAAGCAUGUCUGGGGCAGCCAAGAGGAGCUUCUGGGGGGAGGGGUGCCCAGUCCAAGUGGACACGCCUGAAGAGGCCAUGUGUAUGCUCAGCUGCCUGGGGAAGCAAAGCCAGCCGGUAGCUGCUGCCAAGCUGUUCUCAAAGUGUGGUCCUCGGACCCGCGGCGUCACAUCACCUGGGGACUUAUCAGGAAUAUGUAUUAUUGGGCCCCACCUGAGACCUGCAGAAUCAGAACCUCUGGGCUUGGCAGUCAGCACUUUAUGUUUUUUUAAGUUUAUUUAUUUAUUUUUGAGAGAGACAGAGACAGCGCAAAUGGAGGAGGGGCAGAGAGAGAGGGGAAGGGAGAGAGAGAUCCCAAGCAGGCUCCGUGCUGUCAGCAUAGAGCCCGACCUGGGGCUCGAACCCACAAAGCCAUGAGACCAAGAGUGGGAUGCUUAACCGACUGAGCCACGCAGGCGCCCCUUGAUAAGCCGUCCAGGUGAUACUGAGGACACUCAAGUUGGAGAACCUUUGGCUAAAGUUGGCCGUGAUAGUAGGUCCUGAGCCCUGGGGUGGGAGGCAGGGCUAAGGGGAUUGUGGGUGAUGCCAGGGGUUUCCCGUCAGAGCCGCCUCAUCCAUCCGUCCUAGAGAGGUGUACAAAUAUUCUUUUCUAGGUGUGCCAGCAGGUGAAAGAGGUUUGGGAGCCUGCCCGAGAAGCUUGUGACAGGGAGAAGUGCUGAGCAGGAUGUAACCUUCUGCAGGAUGCACAGAUAAGUAUUUACUCCGACGUGGAGAGCGCGCUUCCCGAUUCCCGAGUAACCUGACAAUGGAGGCCAACGUUAUGUGCAAACCCUUUUGCCCAAAAUGAGCCCGCCGUGUCGCAGGCAGGCCCUCUGCUUCUCGAUUUGGGGUCAGCAGGGACAGGGAAUGGAGGGGGCACACAGCUGAGCUGGGGGAUGCCUGCGGGAAGAACCAAGCCUGCCAUGGUGCCACUGGGACAGCCCUGGGGCAACGUGGCCGGAAGCCACACGGCCGGGGGCCACAGGAGCGGUUCACGGAUUCCACUGAGGAGCGGUCUCUGGCAAAAAAAACACCACGACCUUCCCCGUUUUACAGAAGUUGUGCCAGACAGUUGAGCUGAGGCAGCACACCUGUCAACUGUCCCAGUUCAGGCUCGCCUCGGAGGUACCGUGGGUUCCCUUCCAGACCAGCACAGAAAAGCGAUUCAAAUGAAUGUUUUGGUUUUCAAGUGCGUAUGAAGGUUAUGUAUACGCUGUACUGCAGUCUAGUGUGUAGUAACCUUGUGCCUAAAAAAAGACCUGUCUUAAUUACAAAAUACUUUAAUGCUUGGGCGCCUGGAUGACUCAGUCAGUUCAGCAUCCAACUCUCGAUUUCGGCUCAGGUCAUGAUCUCACGGUCCAUUGUGGGCUCUGUGGUGACAGCGCAGAGCCUGUUUGGAUUCUCUCUGGGUCUCUU
Felis catus (domestic cat) is the source of this 2018-nucleotide messenger RNA. RefSeq lists its product as uncharacterized. The transcript has 3 exons. The record is from RefSeq and is a predicted model, not a curated record. Bases 1 to 684 code for a protein of 227 amino acids. NCBI's taxonomy places the organism in Eukaryota, Metazoa, Chordata, Mammalia, Carnivora, Felidae.